AUUACAAGAAAGUCAGAGAAAUCAAAUCUUUCUCUGCACACAAUUUUUAUGUUAGAACUCAAACUGACAAACAAGAUCUUUAAAAGAAACAUAAAACAAACAAAAACGGGUGUUCCUAGAACAAUAUAUACACAUAAUUAAUAAGAAGAAGAGACGGUUACUAUUAGUUAGCUAACAGGGAAUGAUAGAUCUCCAGAAUGUUUAAUAAACCCUAGCAUUUUUUCAUUAUAUAAUCUUUGAUGAAGAAGCGUGUUAGACGUCAGAGGAUUCUAAUCCUCUCAUUACUAUCCGUCUCUAUAUUUGUUCCAGUUAUUCUUUUCUCCAUAUUCACUUCUUCUCAUGUGCACAAAGGGUUGGUUGAGGAUUUAACUACCAUUAAAUACAAAACAGAAACACUACAAAUGAUGAAUUCAAUCGAACAGGAAAUAGAAAAAGAGUUGAAAGAGCCUACAUUAGCUUUAUACAAAAAUGAGACUUUUGUUAGUGAUGAAAACGUCAAGUCGCUUGAAAUAAACGAGACGUUUGGCAAUGCAAGAGGGACUGAUGGUGGGGAACUGGAUAAAAAUCAAACUAGAGUACAGAGUGUACCCUUUUGGCCUUAUGGAAAGGGGAAUUCUAGGAAGUUAAUUGCUGGAGAAAGAGAUGUCCAGUCCCGGACUCUGGGAGCAAGGGACGAGAAGGUGAGAGAGAUAAAAGAUCAGGUGAUCAUGGCGAAGGCAUACUUGAAAUUCUCAUCACAAGACAAAAAUUCACAAUUAACCAAAGAGCUGAAGACACGAAUUAGAGAGCUAGACCGAGCUGUGGGUGAAGCUUUGAAGGAUUCAGACUUGUCAAGGAGUGCUUUGCAGAAAAUGAAAUCCAUGGAAGCUACCCUGUAUAAGGCCGGCAAGACUUACACUGACUGCCCUGCCAUGGCAACAAAAUUUCGGGCAAUGACUUACAACACUGAAGAAGAGCUCCGAGCUUUGAGGAAUCAGGCCAAUUAUCUCGUUGAGCUUGCUGCAAGGACUACGCCAAAGGGUCUUCACUGCCUCUCUUUGCAGCUUGUAGUUGAUUACUUUGAACUGCAGCCCGAGGAGCGUGAAUUCCCAAACCAACAAAAGUUGCAUGACCCAGAUCUCUAUCACUAUGUUCUCUUUUCUGACAACAUCCUUGCCUCUGCAGCUGUAGUCAAUUCCACUGUCUCGACUUCUUCUGAACCUGGGAAGAUGGUCUUCCAUUUGGUGACUGACGAACUCAACUUCCUAUCGAUGAGAAUGUGGUUCUUGCUAAACCCACCUGGCCAAGCUACCAUUGAGAUUGAAAGCAUUGCCAAUAUUGACUCUCUCCCUUCAAAGUCGGUGUUGAAGAAGAAAUAUUCCCUCGACCCCAGAUACUUUUCUCCAUUAAAUCACCUUCGCUUCUAUUUACCAGAGAUCUUUCCUGCAUUGAACAAAGUUGUGUUCCUUGACCAUGAUGUAGUGGUGCAGAGGGAUCUCAGGGGAUUAUGGGAUGUAAACAUGAAGGGUAUGGUGAAUGGAGCUGUGGAGAGUUGUCAGAAAGAUUAUUUUUCUUACCGUAGGAUGGAUAUGUUAAUCAAUUUCAGAGAUCCAUUUAUUGCCAAGAGCUUUGAUGUCAAGUCAUGCACCUGGGCAUUUGGCAUGAACGUGUUUGAUCUGCGAGAGUGGAGGAGACAAAAUUUGACUGCCACCUAUCAUCAAUACUUGAAAUUGGGAGAGGAAAAGCGGUUGUGGAAGGAUAGGAGUUUACCAUUAGGGCUACUUACAUUUUAUAACCAAACGAUGGCUCUAGACCAGAGAUGGCACCUUCUCGGUCUUGGUUAUGAAUCAGGUGUUGGACGAUCUGAGAUUGAACGAGCAGCUGUUAUUCACUAUGAUGGACAUAUGAAACCAUGGCUCGAAAUUGGAAUUGCGAAGUAUAAAUCCUACUGGAACAAAUAUAUUAAGUACGAUCAUCCACACUUGGAAAAAUGCAACAUUCAUGCGUAGUUAUAACCCAACACAUUUUUUCCUUUUUGAGCAACACUAACUAUCCCCCUCUAAAACUAACAGAUUCAUUUUUGAACCAAAUGGAUAGCAACACAUUCAUUUUUUUCCUCUUCUCUUAGCUGCAUAAUGUAAAGUACAAUUUUCCUUUUUGCGGCCAUAACUA
Molecule: messenger RNA, 2151 nt
Organism: Papaver somniferum (opium poppy)
Lineage: Eukaryota; Viridiplantae; Streptophyta; Magnoliopsida; Ranunculales; Papaveraceae
Product: probable galacturonosyltransferase 6
Exons: 9
Coding region: 240-1988 (582 amino acids)
Molecular function (GO): polygalacturonate 4-alpha-galacturonosyltransferase activity
Source: RefSeq, a predicted model, not a curated record